Molecule: messenger RNA, 1545 nt
Organism: Apiotrichum porosum
Lineage: Eukaryota; Fungi; Basidiomycota; Tremellomycetes; Trichosporonales; Trichosporonaceae
Gene: CYP6
Product: Peptidyl-prolyl cis-trans isomerase cyp6
Exons: 1
Coding region: 1-1545 (514 amino acids)
Biological process (GO): protein peptidyl-prolyl isomerization
Cellular component (GO): nucleus
Molecular function (GO): RNA binding; peptidyl-prolyl cis-trans isomerase activity
Source: RefSeq, a predicted model, not a curated record
AUGUCCGUCAUGCUCGAGACGUCCCUCGGGGACCUCGUCAUAGACCUCGAGGUUGACAAGUGUCCGCGCACCUGCGAAAACUUUCUCAAGCUCUGCAAGAUCAAGUAUUACGGCUUGAACGCAUUCUUCAAUGGUGAGUUACGAUUGUCCUCGUGCAACAAAGCCAACUCUCCAGUGUCCAAGGACUUUAUCGCGCAGACAGGCGACCCAACGGCGACUGGAACGGGUGGCGAGUCUCUCGACUCGUACCUCUACAACAAGGACCCAGUGGGACCGCCUGUUCCGCGCUACUUUGCGCCAGAGAUCACCAACAAGCUCAAGCACGUCGCCAAGGGCACCGUGUCGAUGGCGGUCGCGCCGACCGACCCGGCGGGCUGCGGUUCGCAAUUCUUCAUCACGCUCGCAGACAAUAUCGACUAUUUGGACGGCAAGCAUGCGGUCUUUGGCCACGUGAUUGAGGGACUCGACACGCUCGACAAGAUCAACGAGGCGUACCUCGACAAGGAGGGCCGGCCACUGCAGGACAUUCGUAUCCGUCACGUCGAGGUGCUGGAGGAUCCCUUCCCAGACCCGGACAACAGGAUCGUCCUGUCGCCUCCCCCCUCGCCUAUCCGCCCCCCUGACGCUGGCGGCGAUGUGGUCCGCAUCGGCGACGACGAGGACGCAUUCGCCCAGCUGGCCGAGGAGGAGGCCGAGGAGCAGCGCCGCCUGACGGCCGCCAACAGCUCGGCGCUCACGCUGGAGAUGAUUGGUGACCUGCCCUUUGCGGCUGUGCGCCCGCCCGAGAACAUCCUGUUCGUGUGCAAGCUCAACCCCAUCACGCAGGACGACGACCUCGAACUGAUCUUUUCGCGCUUUGGCAAGAUCCUCAGCUGCGAGAUUGUGCGCGACAAGAAGACGGGCGACUCGCUGCAGUACGCGUUCAUCGAGUUUGACCUGCAGGAAUCGGCAGAGCAGGCAUACUUUAAAAUGCAAAACGUCCUCGUGGACGACCGGCGUAUCUGGGUUGAUUUUUCCCAGUCGGUCGCCAAGAUGGGCUCGGCAGCGCGUGCGGGCUUUGGCGGCGGCGGCGGGAGAGGGGGAAGGGGUGGUGCGCGAGGAGGACGCGGUGGCGGUGGACGCGGCGGGUUCAGCGAUCGCGGGCCACCACCGACGCGCGACUCGGGCUAUGGUGCGCGUGCGGGCCGUGACCUGCCCGAGGGCUAUGGCGAGCCGCGCAGGCGCAGCCGAAGCCCCCGAGACCGCGAGGAGAGGAGACCAGAACGCGACAGUGGACGCCGUGACGACGACCGAUACAAGCGCGACGACAGGGACCGCCGCAGCGAACGACGUGAGAGGGACGACCGGGACGAGGACCGUCGCCGGUCAGGUGGACGCGAUGACCGCGACAGGAGGGACAGGGACAGGGACCGCGAGCCUCGUCGUGAUGACAGGAGGGACGACAGGAGGGAUGACAGACGAGACCGCGAGAGGGACGACAGGCGCCGAGACGACCGUCGCGAUGACAGGCGUGAUCGCGACAGGGACUACCGUAGGGACCGAUAG